CUACUAUAUAACAAAUAAUUUGAGAACGCUAAGAAAGAGAAGGCAAGAUGUAAGGGAGACAGUGAAAUGAAGUGUCAUGUACGGAUAUGACAGUAGAACAUCGGGACAAGCCAACAGAAACAUGAUACAGCUAUUGCAGGUGGCGCAUCCUCCGCUCCAAGACACCAGACCCAAAACAACACACAUAACUUCCUCCCUGUCACGAAACUUCCCCCUCCACAAAUCAGCUUACUACAAGAGCUACAAAUACAAUGUGCUGAGCAACAACGGGAGACUCCACAAUGGAGGGAAUGGUAAUAGUGGGGGACAGAAAGGUGGACAAUGCGGACAGAGGAGCGGCAUCACUCAAUCUGCUCCUAACUUCAACAAUAUCUCCAUGAGAGAGCAGGUUUCAUUCCCGGUGUGGACAAAGCCGUUCCGUCCUAAACAAAGUACAGCUUAUUCCGGUGGGAGGAAGUUAGUUCAGUCAAGACAACCCAGCCACUUUGUAGUGCAUAGUAAAAGCCCAGCACGACUCUCUACUAAGGGCCAGCAGAAGGAGGACCUGCCACCAAUAGUAAACACCAGGUGCCCUGCAGCAGAAACCACACCCCUCUCCCCUGCUGCCACCCCUCCGCCUAUCAGGGUCACCUUCAACUACAUCAACAGGAGGAACAGUGAGACCCCCACCACGGAGGAAACUUCAGAGUCUAAAGACCCUGCUGAGCAGCUGACUCUAGCGAGGUACAACGAGUUUCUCAGGAGAGUGGGCCACGCUGAUCUCACUCACAACUCUUACGUCAAGGUUGAGAACUGGUUGUCGGCUCUUGAGAAGGACGGUACUUGGCCGGUACAGUGGUUCUCGUCUAAAACUAAAAGAUAAACACUUUCAAAUACCAAGUGCACUCAGCACUUACUCCAAACUUGAUGAUAGAUAUGUAUAACUAUAUUAUAGAAAGUCUGCGGAGGUUUUAACAGAGAGUUGGUUUAUCAGACAGUUAAUUUAGUAAUAAUUUCUCUCGUUUUGAACACAGCGGUAUUCUAUACAAUUGAUAUUUAUAGAUCUAUAUUUUAGUUGCUAGCUCAUUAUUUCAGUCACAAGCAGUCAGCAACGCACACAUUUCUUGUAAAUAGUAAUACGACAUAAGUUUUUAAUGAUCUGCAAUUUCAAAGGUAAAGCAUAAUUGUGAGUAUAUCAACAGAUUAAAAUGUUCUUUAAUUAUUGGGUGAUGGCAUAUAUAAUGAAUGAUGAUCACCAGAAUCAUUGUAGGUUUAUAAGUAUAACCUACCAGGACGCGCGCCGAGUUGGACUCGUCGACGGUCCUAAUCCUAUAUUUGAAACAAAUAUUUUACGAGUAUCACCCGUUAACAGAAUCAGCUUAGUUUGAUCGGAAUAUCAGAUGCUUUUUAUUUAGAAAUAUUUUAUAAUAGACAAUGUCGAUGUAUGAUUAUUGAUUUUGAUGUAUGUGCCGCUUUUGGGUUACACACUUUUUAUAUAAGUAUAAAA
Bolinopsis microptera is the source of this 1486-nucleotide messenger RNA. RefSeq lists its product as uncharacterized. The coding region runs from base 77 to 862 and encodes 261 amino acids. The transcript is spliced from 7 exons. NCBI's taxonomy places the organism in Eukaryota, Metazoa, Ctenophora, Tentaculata, Lobata, Bolinopsidae. The record is from RefSeq and is a predicted model, not a curated record.